Messenger RNA from Selaginella moellendorffii, 832 nucleotides. RefSeq names its product NADH-ubiquinone oxidoreductase subunit 8. The transcript is spliced from 7 exons. Gene Ontology annotation, biological process: mitochondrial respiratory chain complex I assembly; mitochondrial electron transport, NADH to ubiquinone. Gene Ontology annotation, cellular component: membrane. The record is from RefSeq and is a predicted model, not a curated record. Bases 25 to 672 code for a protein of 215 amino acids. Gene Ontology annotation, molecular function: 4 iron, 4 sulfur cluster binding; NADH dehydrogenase activity. Lineage: Eukaryota; Viridiplantae; Streptophyta; Lycopodiopsida; Selaginellales; Selaginellaceae.
AAGAAGUGUUUUAAGGGUUCCAGAAUGUGGGGAAUUUCGCGUAGAGCGGUGGAACGAAUCGCUCGCCCCGGCCGCGAUGCCGCGGCGCUGCUAUCGGCUCGAGAGAUUCACGCCACAAGGCCGGCGCUCGACGGAGCGCGCGCGCCCUUGGUUAGCAACGAGGAGGCAGCCAAGAUGAGCUGGUAUCAAGUGCUAGAUAAGACGGGGGAUACUAUGUUCUUGGCCGAGUGUGUUCGUGGCUUGAUGCUCACGCUCAAGUAUUUCUUCGAGCCCAAAGUUACUAUAAACUAUCCCUUCGAGAAAGGACCACUCAGCCCCAGGUUUCGUGGCGAGCAUGCUUUACGACGCUAUCCCACGGGAGAAGAGCGAUGCAUCGCUUGUAAACUCUGCGAAGCGGUCUGUCCGGCACAAGCCAUAACUAUAGAAGCCGAAGAAAGAGAGGAUGGUAGUCGUCGAACUACGAGGUAUGAUAUCGAUAUGACAAAGUGCAUCUACUGCGGAUUCUGCCAAGAGGCUUGCCCAGUCGAUGCUAUCGUUGAGGGACCAAAUUUUGAGUUUGCAACCGAGACUCACGAGGAGCUCUUGUAUGACAAAGAAAAGCUGCUAGAGAAUGGAGAUAGAUGGGAGACCGAGAUCGCAGAAAACUUACGCGCAGAUAGCUUGUACAGAUGAGCACAAAGAACGGGAAGAACGGGAAUAAAAAGCAACGAAGUGUUCAAGUACCUCGCACACCACUGGUGCGUUUUUUCCAAGCUUUCCCAGAUCGAGCUCGAGAGAAAAAUUCCAUAAAAAAAGCUCUUGUUGGAGAAUGACGAAAACACUGGUUUGAUCA